CUUUCUUUUCUGCGAGAAAUUCUUCUUAAGAAAACCAUCUUUCCACUUAUUACCCCCCUUCUUUCUUAUGGUUUUCAACAUCUUGUGAAGAGCCACAUUUAGUGUUUUUUUUUUGUUGGGUGGGAAAGACAGGAUGAAAGGAGGAAGCAGUAGUACAGAAGAUUCAAAGUCGAACCCCAAAAACCAAAUUGAAUUCGAAGAAGAGGAGGAAGACGAUCUCGAGACAGAAGAAAAUAGCAAAGAUCAAGAUACAACAAGAUCCAGCUCUAGUAACAGCACUGUGGAAGAGAACGGGAAAAAGACUAAUUCAGGAAGUGUACGACAAUAUGUACGUUCCAAAACUCCGAGACUACGGUGGACGCCUGAGCUCCAUCUUCGCUUUGUUCAUGCUGUUGAAAGAUUAGGGGGCCAAGAUAGAGCUACACCAAAAUUGGUUCUUCAACUAAUGAACAUUAAAGGCCUCAGCAUAGCGCAUGUCAAGAGCCAUCUUCAGAUGUAUAGAAGCAAGAAAACUGAUGACCCCAAUCAAAUUUCUACGGACGGAAGAUUUCUACUUGAGAACGGAGAUCAUCAUAUUUUCAAUCUUACCCAACUUCCUAGGCUGCAAGGGUUUAACCAAACUUCUACUUCGAGCUUAAGGUACGAGAGUGCCUUAUGGAAUCGUCAUGCUAAUUCUCUGUACAACCCUUAUAACAUGAAUAUUGGGGGUGGCUCCAGUAUAAGUACAAGGCAUGGUUUUGCAAACGACAUCAAUGGCCACUCAUCACAUGAACAUUUAUAUUCAUGGAUUAAAACCACUGAAAUUGAGAAAAACCAAAAUCGACAGAAUCAAAGAUUUUGGCCUACUCAAAUUGGAACAAGCUCAACAAAACAAAAUCUCCUAAUGACAUUACCUAUAGAUAGAAAUAGAGAUAGAGAUAAAGAUGAGAUAGCCAAGCAAUUCAACAGAAGAUCAGAGCAAGAAAUGAUGACACAACUGCGGGCUAAAGAGAAUUGUCUUUCCUCAAGGGGAAAAUGGUGGAUGAGUGAAGAAGUUGCAAUAAGCACAUCCUCAAAUAAAAGAAAGAUUCAAGAUUCAGAAAUCAAUCUUGAUUUGAACCUUUCACUGAAAACAACAAGAGAGUAUCAUCAGAAAAGAUUGAAGGAUGAACAAGUUGGGGAUCUGCUUUCCCUUUCUUUGUUCUCAUCAAGUACUACUUCAGAAGAAAAUAAUGCAAAAAAGGCAAGUACCCUUGAUCUGACUUUGUGAAUGGUGACAAUACUGAUUCUGAGUGAGAUUUUGAGGUACUUGUUUGAUUAACAUCUUUGUCCUAUGUAUAUGCUAGAAUUAUCAUUGCUUGUCUUGUUGUUAUUCCCAAUUUGUACGCAUAUAUCAUUGAGGAAACCUAGGCAAAACUUUUAUUUAUCUCAUCAUAGUACUCUUCAACAUUGUUGGGUAAUGGGAAUAAAUUAAAUCCACCUAACUUUCUUGAAAAACUACUUUAGUUGUCAGU
Molecule: messenger RNA, 1493 nt
Organism: Solanum dulcamara
Lineage: Eukaryota; Viridiplantae; Streptophyta; Magnoliopsida; Solanales; Solanaceae
Product: putative Myb family transcription factor At1g14600
Exons: 5
Coding region: 134-1249 (371 amino acids)
Biological process (GO): abaxial cell fate specification; regulation of DNA-templated transcription
Cellular component (GO): nucleus
Molecular function (GO): transcription cis-regulatory region binding
Source: RefSeq, a predicted model, not a curated record